UUUAAAUAUUAAAUCUCAUCCUCUUCAAAAUGUUCAAAAAGAAACAUCAAACAAAGAAAGAAAAAUAAAAAACUUCAUUGAGUGCAGAGAGACCUUGAGUGGGAAAUCGAAAAAUAAAUCGAUUUAGACCCACACAAUAACCAUUGGUAUAAUGGGUAUGAACAUGAAGUUUCAAUGCUCCUUCCCACUGGUCUUUCUUGCAACCACCACCACCCUCCUCUUCGGCAGCCAAGCCACCGCAAAAGUCAGCGAUAUAUGCUCAGUUACAGAUUACAAACCCCUUUGUAGGGCAACCCUAAAAGGAAUCAGCGAUCCAUAUAAAGCACUAGAGGCAGCAAUCGAUCAAGCAAUCAUCAAAACGAGACACGCAUAUUACCUUUCCAGAACAAUGGGCAGCGACCAAAAUAUCGAUAUCUGCAAGGAAAUGUUUGAUAGUGGCGUUACAGAUCUCGAGAGUUCUUUGAAAGCAUUGAAAGUCAAUGACAAGGGAACCCUCAAUUCUCAGCUUUCAGCGGUGAUUAGUUAUUAUUCAACUUGCGAUGACACGUAUUCAGAAGCGGGUGAGACUAAUCCUCUUACAAAGGUUACCGGCGUCCUCACACAUAUGGUUGCCAACUGCUUGGCGCUCGCCGAAAAAAUCCACUGA
This is a messenger RNA of Manihot esculenta (cassava), 646 nucleotides long. RefSeq names its product putative pectinesterase/pectinesterase inhibitor 28. Gene Ontology annotation, molecular function: enzyme inhibitor activity. Gene Ontology annotation, biological process: negative regulation of catalytic activity. Lineage: Eukaryota; Viridiplantae; Streptophyta; Magnoliopsida; Malpighiales; Euphorbiaceae. The transcript has a single exon. Bases 152 to 646 code for a protein of 164 amino acids. The record is from RefSeq and is a predicted model, not a curated record.